UUCUUCAUUAUUAUUAUUAACUUCCAUUCCAUUGAUCAAUCAAAUCAAUGGCAAGAAUAGUCGCCGAGGACAAUAGUACUUCCCAUACUUUCUCCAUGUCUCCAACGCUUGGAGAUCUCCUCAAACGCGUCGGAGAUAUCUCCACCGCCCCAAACGCCGUCCAAACCCCCGACCAUCAAAUUCUCGACAUUUACAAUAACCCAUUUGAUCUCCGCCCACUUCCUUUCCUUCUCUCAUUCACAAACCUAACUUACUCCGUCAACAAACCUACUAAGUUCUCCCUCCCCUGUUCCACCACAACCAAAUCAACAAAGCUCCUCUUAAACGAUGUCUCCGGCGAGGCUCGCGACGGCGAGAUCAUGGCCGUACUCGGAGCUAGUGGCUCCGGGAAAUCAACUUUGAUAGAUGCUUUAGCUAAUAGAAUCUCUAAAGAAAGUCUUAAAGGAAAAAUUACUUUAAACGGUGAAAACCUUGAAUCUCGUUUGCUUAAAGUUAUCUCUGCUUAUGUUCAACAAGAUGAUCUUCUUUAUCCAAUGUUAACUGUUGAGGAGACUCUCAUGUUCGCUGCCCAAUUUCGUCUUCCACGAACUCUGUCUAAUAACAAGAAGAAGCUUCGUGUUCAAGCAUUGAUUGAUCAGUUGGGACUUCGUAAUGCUGCUGGAACUGUCAUCGGAGAUGAAGGUCAUAGAGGUGUUUCCGGCGGUGAACGUAGAAGGGUUUCGAUUGGAAUUGAUAUCAUUCAUGACCCGAUUGUUCUAUUCCUCGACGAACCCACGUCGGGUUUGGAUUCCACGAGUGCAUUUAUGGUGGUGAAGGUUCUCCAGCGAAUUGCACGGAGUGGAAGUAUCGUGAUUACGUCGAUUCAUCAACCGAGUUAUCGAAUCCUCGGUUUACUCGACAAACUCAUUUUCCUAUCGCGUGGACAGACCGUUUUCAGUGGUUCACCGUCAAGCCUGCCUCGAUUCUUUGCUGAUUUCGGUUCGCCAAUACCCGAUAAAGAAAACAGGACUGAAUACGCCCUGGAUCUUAUCAGAGAUCUUGAAGUAUCCGAAGGAGGAACGAAAAAGCUGGUGGAAUUCAACAAAACCUGGCAAUCUAAUUCACAAACCCAAACCCAAACCCACGAGAAUCCAAUCCAAGAAAUGUCGUUGAAAGAAGCCAUAACCGCUAGCAUAUCUCGCGGUAAGCUCGUCCCCGGAACCACCGCUUCAGGCGGAGGCGCCGCCUCCUCCUCCUCGAUAGUACCCACUUUCGCAAACCCGAUGUGGAAAGAGCUUGUCGUGUUGUCGAAACGUUCCAUAACGAACUCCAGGAGAAUGCCUGAAUUGUUCGCCAUCCGCUUCGCCGCGGUUCUAGUUACCGGAUUUAUUCUAGCCACGGUGUUCUUAAAACUCGACAACUCCCCAAAAGGAAUCCUCGAACGCCUCGGUUUCUUCGCGUUCACAUUAUCAACAACGUUCUACACAUGUGCAGACGCCCUCCCUGUUUUCCUACAAGAACGCUACAUUUUCAUGAGGGAGACCUCUCAUAACGCCUACCGCCGAUCCUCCUACGUUCUCUCAAACGCAAUAACUUCCCUCCCAGCUCUUAUCUUCCUAGCAUUAUCGCUAUCAAUUGUGACGUUUUGGGCGGUUGGACUCGACGGAGGAAUAUCCGGUUUCUUCUUCUACUUCAUAAUAAUCCUGGCCUCAUUCUGGGCAGGAAGUUCAUUCGUAACAUUCCUCUCAGGCGUAGUCCCACAAGUCAUGCUCGGUUACACAAUCGUGGUAGCAAUCCUAGCUUACUUCCUCCUAUUCAGCGGUUUCUUCAUAAACAGAAACCGAAUCCCAUCUUAUUGGAUAUGGUUUCAUUAUCUUUCUUUAGUGAAAUAUCCAUAUGAGGCUGUUCUUCUUAACGAGUUUCAAGAUCCCGUCAAGUGUUUCGUUCGUGGAAUUCAGAUCUUCGAUAAUUCGCCGCUUGGGGAGGUGCCGGAGGCGUUGAAGGUGAAGCUUUUGGGGAGUAUGAGUAGUACUUUGGGAAUGAAUAUUACUCCGACCACCUGCUUGACUACCGGAGCUGACAUACUCCGGCAACAGGGGAUUACUGAUUUGAGCAAGUGGAAUUGUUUGUGGGUUACAGUUGCAUGGGGUUUCUUUUUUAGAAUCCUGUUUUACUUUUGUUUGUUGCUUGGUAGUAAGAACAAGCGACAUUAAAUCAUUAAUUCAUUUUAAUAGUUUUUUUAAUUAAGAAUGAUCAUGUUAUACUUAUAUUCCUUUUACUUGGGAAUAAUAA
Molecule: messenger RNA, 2271 nt
Organism: Impatiens glandulifera
Lineage: Eukaryota; Viridiplantae; Streptophyta; Magnoliopsida; Ericales; Balsaminaceae
Product: ABC transporter G family member 1-like
Exons: 1
Coding region: 48-2192 (714 amino acids)
Cellular component (GO): membrane
Molecular function (GO): ATP binding; ABC-type transporter activity; ATP hydrolysis activity
Source: RefSeq, a predicted model, not a curated record